This is a messenger RNA of Protopterus annectens (West African lungfish), 879 nucleotides long. RefSeq names its product meiosis/spermiogenesis associated 1 (gene MEIG1). Lineage: Eukaryota; Metazoa; Chordata; Ceratodontiformes; Protopteridae. Gene Ontology annotation, cellular component: nucleus. The transcript is spliced from 3 exons. Bases 383 to 679 code for a protein of 98 amino acids. The record is from RefSeq and is a predicted model, not a curated record.
AACACCUUUGAACCUAGAUCGUAAUGCAGUGGGAUGUGCGUUGAAGUUAAGCUGAGGACUUGUGCUCUUCACCAAAGAACUAAUCUCCCUCACUCUCUUGUCAGGUGGGAAAAUGUAUCAUAUAAACUCCAUAGCAAAGCAGAUUAAAUAACAACAAAAAAAUUAAUGAAAGCGUAGCACUUUUGCAAAUCGUGGGCACAUCUCUGUUUCUGACAGGCAUCCCUACAAGAUUCCGAAGGCUCUGUAAAAGAAUGCGCGGCUUAUAUCAAUACGUAAUCGGUUGCUAAGUUGCAGUUUACAACGGCGUCUUAACGACCAAGAAAGGCUCUCUACUUAAAAAAAGAAAAGACGUGUUUUUUUUUUCUGUCAACGAAGACUCAUAAUGUCUUGUGGAUUUUCUGAAGUUCAGGAUUCUGACAGUGCUGCUGUCCGGCCAAAGUCUAUGAGUCGAGCAAAGCUGUGGUCAUAUGAGAUUGAAAACCUGUACAGAUUUCAGCAAGCAGGAUACAGGGAUGAGAGUGAAUAUAAGCAAGUUAAGCAAGUAGCUACGGUUGAUAUGUGGCCAGAAACUGGAUUUGUGAAAAAACUACAAAGAAGAGACAAUACUUUCUAUUACUACAACAGACAAAGAGAAUGUGAAGAUAAAGAAGUUCACAAAGUUAAAGUAUAUGCUUACUAACAUUGCAUGACACUUAACUACUGUCUGCGAAUUUGAAGUUUACUUAACUGUGCAUACAAAAAUGGUAAAACUAUUCAGGAAAAUCUGUCUUUCAUUCACUAAGGAAUAUGUCACUGUUUAACUCAGAUCAGAAUAUCCAACGUAAAUUCAAAGCAGUAUGUUUAAAUGUGAAUACAAUAAAUACCUAUUAAGAAUGCUAA